This is a messenger RNA of Lachancea nothofagi CBS 11611, 1836 nucleotides long. NCBI's taxonomy places the organism in Eukaryota, Fungi, Ascomycota, Saccharomycetes, Saccharomycetales, Saccharomycetaceae. The record is from the annotation of a GenBank genome assembly.
AUGACAACUGUCAAACGAGAACUGGACUCGCCCGUGACGUCGGACGAGGCCGCCAAACGCAGAGGUUCCAAGCCUGGACGCAAGCCUCUCGACACAGAGGCCAAAAACAAGCGCACUGCCCAGAAUCGCGCCGCGCAGCGCGCGUUUCGCGAACGUAAGGAGCAGAAGAUGAAAGAACUCGAGGACAAGGUUUUGCAGCUUGAGAAAGUACGAGACGAGAGCGAGAUGGAGUCUGUUUUUCUCCGGACCCAGCUCCAGCAGCUCGUUGCCGAGAUCCAGAAAUACCGGCCGCAGCAGGCCUCCGACUCUCAGGUCCUCACAUAUCUUGCCAAGUCCGAGCGAGAACAGCAGCACAACCGACAGCAACGUAGCCAUCGUCGUGGGCGCUCCAUUAGUGACAGCACCAGUCGCAGCAGGAGCAGAAGUAGGUCUAUCAGCAUGAACGCUUCCAUCACUCCCUCCGACCCUAGCGAAAAUUCUACACCCACCGACCAAGACGAGGCCUCUAAGAUCCGCGAAAAUAUGCAGCGCAAAAUGAACUUCACGUUUGAAUACCCGAAAAACACUCCACCAAACAUUCAAUCCCAUAGUUCCAAUCAGUCUCCUUCCGGAAGCGUUUCCACAGCUGCCUCUAGUAACUCGUUUUCUCACAAAGCUUCUUUCCCCUUAUUAAACAACACCCCAAGCACCUCUUCUGGUUCGCUGGACUUGUUCGGAUACAAUAAUGUUGAUAAUCAGAGUUUGCCCAAGUUUACUCCCUCUACCUACUCAAGCUCUCUGAACAACGAUUUCGAUUUUAACUCGCACUUCGAUGAGCAGGUCUCUGAGUUUUGUACGCACAUGAACGAAGUGUGUGGUACCCGCGAAUGUCCAAUUCCUAAGAAAUCGCCUCCACUAUCUUCUUCUUCUUCUCAAUCGUCGCCUGUGGUGCAGCGAUUACAACAAUCUCAGACUGGGACGAUUCCUUCGCCUUCUUCAAAUUCUAGCUCCAUCAAAGCAAGCCGGCAGAACCAGUCGUCACUACCUUCGCCGCAGCAGCAACAACAACCACAACAACAACAACAACAACAAUCACAGCAAUCACAACAACCACAACAACAACAGCCGCAACAGCCGCAACAAGAACAGCAGUUGCAGCAAAAACAGCAGCAAACUCUGUCUAAUUCCUGGGAUUCCCCUCAGUUCGGUCAUUCCGGUUUUGGUUUGGAGCUAGAGGAUCCUACAAGCAAAUGGAUGUUCCCGGACCUUCACACACCAGGCGCCUCUGGUGUUGUACGAGCUCCAUCCGCCAUGGCGGAUUCUUUGCCGUUUAUCGAUGCGUCUCUAGCUUUCCCCACGGAUCAACCUAAUGAAGCAUUUGCCAACAAUUCUGACGAUGUUUUGAAACAGUUUUUCGAGGAAGACCCUGCUGUUUCGCAGUUGACCACUGAGGAAAGUAAUUACGACUUGUUCAGGCCGGGCGCAUUGCCACUGUCAGGUGGUGGCACAUUUGAAUCCACAAGUUCCGCAACCUCGGGUACCUCUGUGACUGACACCAGUGUUUCCACAGCAAUAACGGAACCUCACCAAAUCAUUGACGAAACUUUCAAAGCUCCCUCAAUGACCGAAGAUAUACGAUUUUCGAAUGUGUUGCCCGAUGAUAUUGUGCCUUCCCGUGAUGGCUCUUUACUCAAGUGUUCUGAAAUCUGGGACCGAAUAACAGCGCAUCCCAAAUAUUCCGAUAUUGACAUAGAUGGGUUAUGCGUGGAAUUGCGCACAAAGGCUAAAUGCUCUGAGAAGGGCGUAGUUGUUAAUUCAGAUGAUGUUCAAAAGGCAUUGAGCAAACACAUGUCGUGA